Molecule: messenger RNA, 276 nt
Organism: Trichoderma reesei QM6a
Lineage: Eukaryota; Fungi; Ascomycota; Sordariomycetes; Hypocreales; Hypocreaceae
Exons: 4
Coding region: 1-276 (91 amino acids)
Source: RefSeq, a predicted model, not a curated record
AUGUGGUGUCAAUUAACAGCCAUCCAGGAGAAUGCUGCCGCCGCUUUGACACUGACUGGCUGGGAGCCUACCAUGCAAACAGGUAGUAGGUUGGUAGCAAGGCACCGCAUGGAGUACCUGUACCUUGACGCCCUGCCGGGGGAACAUGGGCCAACCAGAAGCCAGCGGCCUGGGACUCAAGUACCGAGAUGGCACUUGGCUGCACAAAAGUGGCGCGUUGUUGGACCCCCCCUCUGCCCCCUUCUCAUGUACAAGUACGGAGACUGCAAUACCUAA